AUGAAAAACAAACUUCCUGCCUUAAACUUCAACAUCUUUAAGGCAAGCACUUCAUAUUCUCCAGAUCCAUCAGCCUUUGCAUAUGAUUUUAUGUCACCCGUUCAGCAAGAAAAAAUGAAAACCACAACUUGUUUCUGUUUGGAUGCUACUCAUGCAAUCUCUAGCAACGUGAAUGAGAUUCUUUAUACUCUUUUGGUGUGUGAUGAAGAUAUUGCAGAAGUUGAUGACAUUCUGACAACUUUUCCUGCAACAUCCAUUCAAUUUUGCAUCUUUCAUGUAACCCAAGCAUGGAACCAAAAGUUAUCUGACAGUGUGAAAAUUCCUGAAUCCUUACUAUCAGAGACACGAAUUGUACAUGGUAUGAUGAUAAAGUCUCUGCAAGACAUCAUUUAUAAAGAAGACAUAGACAAAUUUCAUCAUAAAAUUGUACAGUUUAAAGAAGACUUUGACGACCAAGAAAGCUUCUUGGAUUACUUUGAGAGAAACUGGUGCACAGAAGCAAAGUUUAAGAUCUGGAGUAGAGCAUACCAUGAAUGA
Messenger RNA from Phycomyces blakesleeanus NRRL 1555(-), 537 nucleotides. RefSeq lists its product as hypothetical. The transcript is spliced from 2 exons. Lineage: Eukaryota; Fungi; Mucoromycota; Mucoromycetes; Mucorales; Phycomycetaceae. The record is from RefSeq and is a predicted model, not a curated record. Bases 1 to 537 code for a protein of 178 amino acids.